Molecule: messenger RNA, 573 nt
Organism: Phragmites australis (common reed)
Lineage: Eukaryota; Viridiplantae; Streptophyta; Magnoliopsida; Poales; Poaceae
Product: protein FAR1-RELATED SEQUENCE 8-like
Exons: 2
Coding region: 4-555 (183 amino acids)
Source: RefSeq, a predicted model, not a curated record
GAGAUGGCAACACCUGAGGAGGGUCUAACAUUUACUCACGGAGACAAUGUGGAUGAAUCCAUUAUACCAAAGGUGGGAAUGUUCUUUCCAGCAGAGGAGGAUGCGUAUGAGUUCUACAAACGGUAUGCAAAGGAGGCUGGAUUUGGAAUAAGGUGGGACAGGACUAAGAAAACAAUUAGGGAAAUAUCAUGCUCAUUGGCAGGGAAGUGGCAGUACUUCAAGCCAGGGGAAACAAGGAAGCGGAACAAGUUCUCUAAAAAAACAGGGUGCAAAGCAUACAUGAAGCUGAAGGAAGUGGAGAAUGAGGACAGAGAGUAUGAUGGCAAGGUGAUGGUGGAGAAUAUUAGGCUGUUACACAACCAUCCGUUAGCGAAAACACCAACAGUAACAAACCAGAUGGAGUGUCACAAGCAUAAGGAUGAGACGGUGAUGGAGCUUGUGGACGAACUAAAUACAAGCAAUGUGCCAAUCAACUGUACGAGAAAUAUGCUGAGCGAGAUGCAUGGGGGAGAGCAGAACGUCCCACUAACAGCACGUGACAUAGGAAACAGGUAAUAAAAUAUUUUAAUGUGA